Molecule: messenger RNA, 1416 nt
Organism: Corylus avellana
Lineage: Eukaryota; Viridiplantae; Streptophyta; Magnoliopsida; Fagales; Betulaceae
Product: Acyl-CoA N-acyltransferases (NAT) superfamily protein
Molecular function (GO): acyltransferase activity, transferring groups other than amino-acyl groups
Source: RefSeq, a predicted model, not a curated record
ACCUUUUUCUCUUUUUCAACUUUCUAAAGGCAGUUGCCUCUCUGUCCAUAAUUCCAUAAAUAGCUUUAUAAGGUUUCUCUUAUCCUCUCUUUCUCUCUCCCUCUCUCUAUUGCGAGCCCGAGAAAGGUAAAGGCAAAUCUUUCUCUGCAGAGACAAGGAAGCCUUCUUUCUCUGCAAGAGAAAGGAGAGAGUUUUGUCUUCGGAUUGUAGAUAGAAAAGAGUUUUGCCCAGUGAAGAGAAACCGGACAGCAGGAGUGGAAGGAAAAAUUCUGGAGGAAGCAAAGCUCCGAUGUCGACGAUUCCGAUUCACAGGGCUGAAUUCCUGACAUUUCCCCGUCUGGGUUUUUCAAAUCAUCGCAAAUUUCAAAGAAUCACGGCCUCUUGGAAAAUGGCAAUGGAUUCGAAAUCUUCUUCUUAUACAAGGAAGAAGGAAGAGCUCUUGGUGGAGAUUCCAAAGCCGUCGAUUCCUCAAUUGGAAUCGUCGACGCCGUCCGAUCUCCGGUUCGAUCGGCUGCAGCCAUCGGAUAAGGAAUUAGUUCAAGAGAAAAGAUUUCAAUUCGGACAGUUCGUGGCGCGAGAGGCCGUGCUCGAUGAAGAGUAUUGGACAGCAGCAUGGCUACGAGCAGAGACUCACUGGGAAAAUCGAACAAACGAACGAUAUGUUGAUAACUUCAAAAGGAAAUUUGCUGAUCAGGAAUUUAAUGUCAUAAAAAGCCGAUGCAGAGGGCCACCGGGGCAGAAAUACACAUGUAUUGUCACGGUUAAGAAGGAAGUGAGGAAUGCGAAACGAACCGUGCUGAAAAGUGUAGUUGGAACCCUUGAUUUGAACAUCCGGUAUUUGUUGCAUGGAGAGACUUUCCCUGGGGAACGGGUGAAAGCUCCUCUCUUCUGCAGCUCAAACAGAUAUGGCUAUGUUGCAAACUUAUGUGUAGCCAAAUCUGCACGCCGCCAGGGUAUUGCAAGGAACAUGCUGCAUUUUGCCAUUGAAUCGGCCAAAUCAGAUGGUGUGGAACAGGUAUAUGUGCAUGUGCAUAGAAGCAACAUGCCUGCACAGGAACUUUACCAAAAGAUGGGAUUUGAGAUGGUCGAAGAGGCAAGCUCUCAAUUGUUAGAAGAUCAAACUUACUUGCUUUGUGUCAAGACAUAGGAACUCUUUCAACACAAAUUAUUCUUUUUUUUUUCUUUUGUGUGAUGACAGCAACCAAUAUAUUGUACACAGAUUGUAGCAUACUUCAUGUUAAAUGUUUACAGGCAAUCCAGAAUUGCGGCGGUGAUUCCCAAGUUCCUCCUGUAAUGUAAGAAUGACCGAUAAGCCAUUAUUGCCUGCUAAAGGCAACAUUGUUAUAUAUAAUGUGAUGUAUUUAUAAACUAAUUGUAAGAUUUCUUGCUUCCAAGAGAAUAUGGUCUACUUUUUAA